Messenger RNA from Bombus terrestris (buff-tailed bumblebee), 1164 nucleotides. RefSeq lists its product as uncharacterized. The transcript is spliced from 5 exons. The record is from RefSeq and is a predicted model, not a curated record. The coding region runs from base 1 to 1164 and encodes 387 amino acids. NCBI's taxonomy places the organism in Eukaryota, Metazoa, Arthropoda, Insecta, Hymenoptera, Apidae.
AUGGUGAUCGGCACGGAAUUUCCGUGCGCGGCCAAAAGCGAAAGAACGACGGGGCUGUUACAAGCCGAGCUUGUAAUUUCGACCGAAUUGAAAAACGCGCACGAUCUCUGCGGCGUGUCCAACAGUGUGCAGCAGCAGCAGCAGCAGCAGCAGCAACAGCAGCAGCACGAUACCACAGGAGACAGGAGACGCGUGCACGAGUACGAGUGUGGCACGUUUCCCGUAUGUCCCCGCGGCGCCGUUGGCGGUUGCAGCACCCCCGGCAGUAGAGUGGAUCCCUGGUGGAAUCCUGGUUCCCUCUUCCCCUCGACCCCUGGGCCCCCAAGGAUCGACGAGGGGGCACCGGAUAACGGUAGUGGUGGUUUUCAGUUCUAUAGUCCACCGAAUCGUAACGCGAAUAGUCCGUCGCAACAGUUACAACAACAACAACAGCAAAGCAUCUGUACGAGCUACGGUAUCGCCUCGACGUCGUCCUCUUCGUGCUCGUCGUCGGGCCUCGGUCACGUGGAUUCGGUAGCGCGAGGUGCCGAUGCCGUAGGUUCGCCUAGCAGCGUGUACGGCAUCGCCUCGUCGUCACCGGAACCCUCUUCGGCCAGCAAUCUGAUCCUUUCCGCGCUCUUGACCACCACGUCCUCCACCGAGACUCAUAAUCGAACAUUGCGAGCCGGGGUCCCAACUACGACUACGGAUCAGAGCAACGUGCUACCGUCCACGUCCACGAUAUCGCACGGUCCGACUAACGUUAGGAACAACGUCGGCAACAGCAGCGUCGCGUCGCCAGAUUCCUUAAACGGAAUCCUGUCGUCUCUAAACGUUAGGAUCAAGACGGAGGAAUAUCCGAAAGUACGCACGGAGGAACGAAGAACGACAAACGCGACACUUUCAUCAGCGUCACCGUCGUUGUCUUCGUCCUCGACGUCCACCUUUAACGCAUCCCUGCUCAGCUCCUUAUUGUCCACGUCGCGAAUCUCGACGGCCUCCUGUAGGAACGACAGCGACGAGGACAUUCUGUCGAGAUCGUGCAUCAAGCUCGAGUAUCCGUCCACGGAUACGCAACGGUCGAGUCAAGAUCAGCAACAGGAGGAACAAAGUACGGUGCGCGGCAUCAAAGUAGAAUAUCCUCUCAGUCAAUCGUCGCAGGACGUUCUGGACACCGGUGUCUGA